AUGUAUUCUAAAUAAUUUUUUUAGCUCGAUAUGUGGGAGAGAAUAGAAUUUUUAUAUCUCAAGGUUAAUAAAUAGGGUAGUUAAUUUUUAAUUAACUUAGCAAUAAAGUUAGUGAACUUGAGGAAUCUAAGAUGUUUGGAGAAAUAACUACUUCUUCUCCAAAAUAGACAGUAUAAGCUUAGCCUAAUACAAAUAAAGUGCCUGCACCUGAUUAAGGUAAGCCAGAACCAAAGUCUGAUUAAGGUAAAAAUAUGCCUUGUAAAUAUAGGUAAAACAGAUCCUAAAGCUGAUUAAGGGAAAACAGAGACUAAAUAUGAUUAACGUAAUGUUACUCAUAAGAGUUACAAAUCCUAAAGCUGAUUAAGGUAAAGAUGAAAUUUUCCCGAUUAAAGUAUUACUGAUCCUAAAGCUGAUUAAGGUAAAUUUAAUAUCAUUAUUAAAGUAAAACUGAGCCUAAAUCUGAUUAAGGAAAUUCAAAGCCAAAAGAAGAUGAAAGUAAAAUACAACCAAAAGAUGAUUAAGGUAGAAUCAUUUCUAAACCUAAUUAAGGCAAAGCUGAAUCCUAAAGAAAACAAAAAAAAACAAAGAUAAAAAGCCAAAAUCAGAAAAAGCAAAAAAAAUUUAGAAAGAUAGUGAAAGUGAUAGUGAGAGUGAUAGUGAGAGCGAAGGUGAAAAAGGCGAAGAACCUGUUGAUUUCUAAUAAUUUCUUAGAAAGGGAAUGCACAAAUUUAGUGAAUGCUUGUGCUAAAGUUUCAGGCUGUGUACCUGCUCUGCAAAAUUGCAAAUCUGUUGCAGAUAAUGAAGGUAUUUCCAAAGUUUUCAUAUAUUUUUAAUUCAUAGUAUGUUUCAUGUUUAUCUGACAGU
Molecule: messenger RNA, 864 nt
Organism: Paramecium pentaurelia
Lineage: Eukaryota; Ciliophora; Oligohymenophorea; Peniculida; Parameciidae
Source: the annotation of a GenBank genome assembly